This is a messenger RNA of Limulus polyphemus (Atlantic horseshoe crab), 903 nucleotides long. Its product is annotated as 2-oxoglutarate-dependent dioxygenase mpl2-like. The record is from RefSeq and is a predicted model, not a curated record. NCBI's taxonomy places the organism in Eukaryota, Metazoa, Arthropoda, Merostomata, Xiphosura, Limulidae. Bases 209 to 622 code for a protein of 137 amino acids. Gene Ontology annotation, molecular function: dioxygenase activity. The transcript has 3 exons.
AUAUCUUGUGUUUCUUGUACGUGUACUUUCAUUAGGUUUGUGAGUUUCUGUGUUCUGUUAGAGAAAAUACGUUCAACUUUCGUGACUAGUAUGCAUGUCUUAAUGUAAUACACGGUCCUGUAUUUGAACAUUUCUAAAUACAGAUGUAGAAGAAGACUUUUUCUUGAAACGUCACACACACCGACAAAAUAAAAAAGGAUCAUUCCGAAUGUUUUAUUAUCCUCCUGUUAAAGAAGAUGUCAGAGAUUCUCAUGUUGCUCGUUUUGGAAAGCACACAGAUAUUGGAACCAUAACGUUCUUGUUCCAGGACAAUUCAGGAGGAAUGGAGGUGAAAACUAAGUCGGGAGAAUGGAUCCACGCCAUCCCAAUAAAGGAUACUGUUCUGGUUCUUGUUGGAGACUUGCUAUCGGUUUGGAGUAAUGGAUUAUAUCCAGCAACAUUUCAUCGACUGCUUGUUCCGAACGAUGAGGCCCAAAGACGACGAGAAAGAAGUUCCUUCGUCUAUUUCGUUGUUAGCGACGAUGACGUCUUAGUGCAGCCGCUCCAUAGUAGGAGCCCAACGACACCAAUAAAAACUUCGGAUUACUUUGCUCAAAGAGUUUAUAGUAUUAUGAAAUAUUAAGCUAUUUACUUGCAAGUCUAAUUUGUUCUCUAACAACUACAGAUUUCGUCAGAUAAUUGCUUACUGUUUCUAAUUUACCAGUUUUUUGUUUGUUUGUUUUUCUUUUCCGGUGUUAUUUGUUAUGUAUGUAAACAUACACAACUAUUCAGGUAAUAGAGCCAAAAUCAAACAGCUUGGCUUAUAAAAGAUAAACAAAUAAAACCAGGGUAUAAACUACACUGUGGAAAAAGUAAAAUACAUUUUAUUAAGAUAAGUAACCUGAUGAUUUAGGAUCCAUACAA